UUACCCUUGCGCAGUUGCGGAUUAAAUAGUGUGUUUAUUUUGAAGAUUAUUGCUCACUAAAAUCUGUUUAGUAUUUUCCAACUAUGAUAGGACGUGAAAAUGAUGUACCAUUUGAUGUCAGAAGUACUGCUGGUGCUACAUUUACAGCCUUCUACGUACCGAAAUGUUCUGAUUUAAAAAUAAAAUAUUCUAUUUCCAGUCACGUCACGUCGCCGGUUCAUCACUGACAUCAGACAGAGAGAGAGCUCGAAUUCGAAAGGAAGUGAGCCAUGAAUUGGAAAGAAAAGGUGAUCGACUGAUGCAUGUUGGCAAAAAUCCACCAAUCGCCCGUAACAUAUACUCUUGGAUCUUUAUUCAUCAAAGACGAUCAACAUGGCUGCUUCAAGUCAGAUCCGAAGCACCAAGUCGUACCUUUGGUACUUGAACGAUGUCCUUGGCACGGGUGCAACCAGUACUGUCUACAGGGGCCGGCACAAGAAAACGGGUGAGUUGGUUGCAGCCAAGGCUUUCAACAGUCUUAGCUUCAUGCGACCUCAGAGUGUUCAGCAGAGAGAGUUUGACGUCUUGCUCAAACUCAGCCAUCGAAAUAUCGUCAAGCUGUUUGACAUUGAACAAGACCAAAUCAGCAAGAAUCCAGUCAUCAUCAUGGAGCUGUGCUCCGGGGGAAGUCUUUAUAGUCUUCUGGAGGACCCAAAGAACUCUUAUGGGAUGGAGGAGGCGGAGUUUAAGCGAGUCUUGGGAGAUGUCUGUGCGGGCAUGAAGCAUCUGCGAGACCUGGACAUUGUCCAUCGCGACAUCAAGCCAGGUAACAUCAUGAUAGUGACUGGUGAUGACGGCAGCUCGGUCUACAAACUGGCCGACUUUGGUGCGGCGCGGGAGCUGCAAGAUGACGAGAAUUUCAUGUCUCUAUAUGGAACUGAAGAGUAUUUGCAUCCAGACUUAUACGAGCGUGCCGUCUUGAGACAGCCAACAGGCAAAACCUUCUCGGCUCGCAUUGACCUCUGGAGUAUCGGCAUUACCUUCUACCACGUCGCGACCGGCGUACUGCCCUUCAGACCGUUUGGUGGCAGAAAAAACAGGGAGACAAUGUUUCACAUAACUACUAAGAAAAAGUCUGGUGUAAUUUCUGGAGUGCAAAAAGAUUCCAUGAAUGGGCCUAUAGAGUGGAGCUCGGAGCUACCCAACACAUGCAGACUGUCACGUGGUCUGAAAAUUCUGCUGACCAAAAUCCUGCGUGGCCUGCUGGAGUGCAAUCCGGAGCGAAUGUGGACCUUCAACCAAUUCUUCGACGAAGUCCAAGUCUUAUUGGCCAUGAAGGUGGUCGAUCUGUUCCACGUCUCGAAGUCGGAAUGUCUCAAGAUCUACGCAGAGCCGCGCGGCACGUUGGCAGAGUUCCAAGAGGCCAUUGCCGAGCAGACUGGCGUCCAAGCCACGACCCAGGCAUUGGUCUGGGACCGAGACUGCUUCUGCCCGGACGCUUCGCUCAAAUGCGAGUCCUACCCAGAGACGACUCCUCAGAACCCUGUGAUUCUGUUGGAGGUGGGCAGGAGUGAUUUUCCACGUGUGGAGACACCUUCUCAACCCAAGUUGCCCAAGAUGUCCUCGACCUAUGACCUUGACAAAGAUGCCAACAUGGCCAAGAUGUCAGUGGCUGUGUUGUACUACAUGUUGGCAUGGUUACAGAACCUCACCUUUAUGCAAGAGCUCAUGACAACGGUCUCCAAGGCAAUUGUAUGUGUUUUGAAAGCCGAGGUGAGGCAGUUAGACUACCACUGCGUCAAGCUCCAUGCCAGCAUCGUGGAGGUUGACACGCGACUUCUGUGCGUCGAGCAAACACUGCCCUCGCCUCUCGUAUCAGCAUCAGUCUUCUCCAGGAUACCCGACCAAGACUCUCUCGGUGUGCGGUUACAGAGCAUUCAAGAUAUAGUCACCAGGAUCAGGAUAAAAGUAGCUCCAAUGGUCAAUUCGUAUGACGGUGUGAAGAAAAAGCUGGAAAGUCUUAUGAAGUAUCUGAUUGUCGAAAACCAGCUGACAAAGAAGUGGGCCGCUUCAGAAGAGGCACUGAAACCAUGUUAUGUGUGUUUAAAAAGGUUUGCAAUUUUUACGGAGGAAGCGCACAAAAUCUACACCCAGUUCAAGAAAGAAAAACAGAAGAAACAUUUGUCAUACAAUGAAGAACAGAUUCACAAAAUGGACAAAGAAAAGCUGAAUCUUAAAAGCACUCAGGCAAUGUCAAUUUGCCAGAGUCAUUGUGAUUUGAGAUGGAAAACUAUCCAUGCGAAGCUCAGCGAGUGGUACAUAAUCGCUCAUCAGUUCCGGCAGCAGGUUCGCGCAGUCGACAAAACACUGUCUCAGCUAGUGCGGGACUACCAGGUCUUGUUACAGGAAGUUCACAUGCUGGAUACAGAUGUACAGCCACCUGUUACAGAAUUCGAGGAAACACUUCAAGAUAGUUUGAUGGCCUUUGGAGCAACACCUAAGACUCCUCGGAGACCAGUGGAUGUAGGCACUAACACAGAUCCGUUUACUCCACUCAGUGGUCUCGCCCAAUCAGACCCCAAGGUGCUGGAGCAAGAGGUUACCCCGGAACAGAUUGCCUCCAUUUCAGAGCAACUUGCAGGCUUACCUAUGGACAGUAAUGGGUACAUCCUCGUACCCAAGGAUGUCAAGGCAAUGUUUGAGGCUUGGGAACAAGAAAUUGACUUGGUCUCCGUGCAGAUGGAAAGUGGACGACAAAAGAUGGAGGCGAUGCAGCAGAUGUCACUGUCAAUGGAACAGGAGGGCAUUUGCCCUCGCUGCGGUCACUUAUCACUCACAGGCGAUAGGGCUCGGGAAGACCAACGCCAACGUUUACCAAGCGAGGGCAGCAGUCAACUCGGCAGCCAACCAACACCAGUGGUUGGGUACCAGAAUAUGGUAGCAGAAACGCACAGACGAAUGUCACGUGAUGCAGCUCCUUAUACCACGGACCGGACACCGGUUGCGAGUGCAUACCAGUUCAUGCCGGAACCUAGCCAACGAUUGCCUCAUGGGGAUGCUAGUCAGUUCAACACCCCGGCACCAGUGGUGUACAUGCCAGAUCCUAGUUGGCCAUUGCCACAUGAGGGCGCUAGCCAGUUAAGUGACCAGGCAACAGUUGUCAGCGGGUUUCAGUACAUGCCUGAACCUAGUCAGCGAUCGUCGCUUGAGGAAGCAAGUCAGUUCAAGAAUCAAACACCAGACAGCGGGUACCAGUUUAUGCCAGAGCCUAGCCAACGACUGACAAAUAAAGGCACUAGUCAGUUUGGUCGUCAAAGUCCCCAACUUGCAAAUGGCGAGUAGCUGUAAGUGGUUGUCACAAAAUAGGGCAAGUAAAAGUGGUGGUACUUUGGAAAGAGAAAGCAUGUUUCAGCUAGAACUAUAAUUAACCAUAAGUUCGACUAUUUUCGCCCAAAGCCAGGCUAGUCAAUUACAGUUCAACUAGACUAGUCGGUUGUCUUGGCUGUGCGCAUCAUAAUGCACAGCAAGGAGUCAGGAACCAAGACGUUUCAUAAUGACCUAUUAAAGGUAGAGUGCACUAUUUGCACCUGUAUCCAAAAAGUAACCAAAUUAUGGUGAAGAACUUACAUAGUGUAAAGAUAAUUAACACUAAUUAAGCUCCCUGUGAAAUCACUGCUUCUAGCACGCUGUCAUUUUGAAGAAAACAAUAAAAGAAGGUCGUUUCCAAAGAUGUGUCAAGUGACAUAUUUUUGGAAAUUUCUGUGAAUGGAUGACAACCGGCUAAAUGAGAAUCACGUCCCAAAUGCUGAUUAGGAGAGGGGGCAAUUCAAAAUAUUACUCGGCAACUUCGGAAUUGAAAUUGAGAUCUAGAAUAUUGUGCAUACAUUUGUUCUGUUUUUUUUCGAAAUACACAGCAUGCACAGAGCUAAAACUUUGUCAGGUUAGUUGCUAAGCACCCGUCUUAAGAUUUUGAGCACUUUUGUUGCAUCAAACAAACAAAAUGCACAAAUUACAAAUGGUCCAUUCCACCUUCACCAUUGUUUGAUUAUAGAGACGUUUGCGCAUUACAAUUAGUGUGCGACGUAAAUUACGUCACAAAGCAACCACCAGGUCACCAACGGUCACCAAUCCAACUUCCUCCUAGUUGCAAGUAUAUGCAUAAAAAUAACCUAUGAAAGUAUACUGUACAAUGUAUGUAUAUAUAUGAUAAAGAUAAAAUGAAGAAGAUAUUUCAAUUUAUAUUCAUUUGAAUUACUGAGAGCAAAUCAGAUAAAAACCAUAUAAAGGGAAGUCAAUUUUGUUUAAAGCCGGUAUUAUAGAAUAUAUGGUGAAAUAUGUUAAAAUGGUUAAUUUAAGUAAAGAAAAAUGUCAUUAAACUGUCAAAUCAGGAUCAAUAAUUAAUAUAGGAAAUAGAGAUUAUGCAAAUCUUUAAAGGAUGUAUAUCAUUUUAAAGCUCUUAUAUUCAAACCCUUCUAUACAGGUAUGUGGAAAUCAUUUGUUUUAUUAGUUUUUCCCAGUUACAAGUCUAGCAUGAGAUUAGCCAAAAGUUAAAAAUUUGCAGUGUAUUUAUCUUUCUUCUUAGACAGAAAUAUUCCUUUAUAAGUGUGGUGGAAAACCAUUUGUACAAACUCAUUACAGUAAUUAACCCAGAAAAUUUUUGAAAAUUGCAAGGAAAAAACUAAAGGCAUCAGGAUCGAAGAAAUGUGAGUAGACGUUUUAAGCCAGCCAAUGAAAUUGCAGCAAAAUAUCUCAGAUACCUCAAAGUAAAAUAAAAGUUUGUUUUCCUUUCUUUUGCAUUCCAAGUAACUUUUUUCCAACUUUCACUCGGGAGGUAACACACUGAGUUUACAGUGUUUAAAACGUCGGUGAAGGGCAAAACCUAAUUUGAUUAAUUAAAUUGGGGGGUUUUUUUUCGUGUUUUUUUUUUGUACUUUACUGCCGUGAGGUUUCAAUAACAUAACCAGAAUCCGUUUUGUGUGUGAAAAUAAGGUAAAUUUUGUUUCAUUGAAGAAAAAUAUGUACACAUUUUGUAAAAGUUUUCAACUUAUUCACUGUUGAUAAAGGUUUGCUCCGUCACGUUACAUUUGUGUGGUGUUUAGCUGUGUAUAUUAACAAAUUGUUGACUGCUGUGGUGUGGGAUAUGACGUUUUUAGCACUUAAGGGGUACAUAGCACCUGGGGUGAAGCUGAGGGUGCUAAGCACCCGAAGGGGGUUAAACACAGCAUAUAUCCCACAUCACAGCAGUCAACAAUUGCUUUGUUAUAUCAUACCAAUAAAUCAAAAGAUAAAUGGUUGUACAUUGUAACUUACAAUGAAAGAAACUACAGUAUCCAAGCACACAAUAAAUGUGUAACAAUUAUACAUUGCACAUGUCAGAUUAAGCAAACUUGCAUCCAAAAUAUAUACUAGUUGUAUAUUGGCAUGUUUAUAGCAACAAGUGCAACGUUCAGGAGCAUAACAGGUGGAGCAGGUGGAUCUAGGUUUUAGGAAACGGAAGGGUUGAUACGAGUGUGGAGGGGAGCGUUGAGUGAAGGUGAAGGCAAGCUGAAGGCAUGCCUUGCCGGAAAUUUUUUCUAAAUCUAUGAUGAUUUCUCGUGCAUUCUAAGGAAAUUUGAGAAUUGGAACCUAAACUAAAGCAUUCAAAUUAUUAUUUUUAGCCCAAUUUUUCUAUUUUCGUGACAUUAGUUGGCGGCUGAACUUCCCCAUCCCCCAAAUCUGCUACUGCGGUAGCAAA
Patiria miniata (bat star) is the source of this 5713-nucleotide messenger RNA. RefSeq names its product serine/threonine-protein kinase TBK1-like. Gene Ontology annotation, cellular component: cytoplasm. Gene Ontology annotation, biological process: peptidyl-serine phosphorylation. Lineage: Eukaryota; Metazoa; Echinodermata; Asteroidea; Valvatida; Asterinidae. The coding region runs from base 373 to 3321 and encodes 982 amino acids. The record is from RefSeq and is a predicted model, not a curated record. The transcript has 19 exons. Gene Ontology annotation, molecular function: protein serine/threonine kinase activity; ATP binding.